Molecule: messenger RNA, 829 nt
Organism: Eriocheir sinensis (Chinese mitten crab)
Lineage: Eukaryota; Metazoa; Arthropoda; Malacostraca; Decapoda; Varunidae
Product: probable inactive protein kinase DDB_G0270444
Exons: 5
Coding region: 16-747 (243 amino acids)
Source: RefSeq, a predicted model, not a curated record
UGAAGGCCCAGCUUGAUGCACUGGGACUCUAUGGCCAAGCUGGACAUAGCCAUAAAGGACACUGAGCUCAGGACCAUGGAGGCUGGCAGUGAGAAGCAGAGGCUGGAGGUCCUUGUGAUCCAGGCCAGCGAGGAACAGGAGAUCAAGAAGAGGGACGAGAAGUUGGCAGUGCUCAAGGAGGACAACCAGAAGAAGAAGGAUCAUCUGGCCCAGCUGCAGCAGAGAGCCAGCUUCAUCAAUACAACCAAGGAGAAACUGGACAAGCUCAUAGCAAUGCUGCAAGAGAUCCAGCAGGAAAAGUCAAAGGAGAAGGACAUCCAGGCAGCCAUCCAGAAGAGGGUCUCCCAAGUCACCGAACUUCAGGAGGAGAUCAAGGACCAAGAACAGAGUAAUCUGCAAUUAACUCAGCAGCUCACAGCCUCAGAAACCAAGCUGCAACACAUCCACCAGGCGUGGGACCUCAAGCAGGACAGCCUCAACAAAGAGAUCAAGGAGCAGAAACAGGUUCUCGAGGACCUGGAGCGCAACCAGACGGAGCAGGACAUUGUGUGCAAGGAAGUGAGUGAUGACGUGGCUGACCUGGACGGGCAGAUCAGACAGUCCAUGGAGGAGAUCCGGAACACCAACAUCAUGAUAAAGAACAACUACAAGCUUAUCCUCGAUGCUAUGGAGGAAGGCAACGUUGAGCUGAUGUCUGCCCUCACUGAGGCCACCAAGUGUGUGGAGGAGUUUAGGUCUGCAGAGUGACUCCAGUCCUCAGGCAGGCCAAGGCUUCAGAGGAUACCAGGCUGAGGAUCAAUGGGGAUUCAGUUCUUACUUCCGGACUUUA